AUGCAAGAAAACAAUCUGUAUGUUAUCAAAGCAAACUCAACAAAUUCUUCAACAGAUGAAAUUAUUAAUACACGAAAAAUAGAGAUAGCUACGUCAUUAUCAUUCGUGUCUGGGCUAAUCAUGAUUUUUUUGGGUAAAUUAAAGUUUGGGUUGAUCUCCACUUAUAUGUCCGAGCAGUUGGUUAGUGGAUUUACUGCAGCAGUGGCAAUACACAUCACAACGAGUCAGGCGAAACAUGUUUUUGGCAUCUCUGUGCCUCAACAUAAUGGCAUAUUCAAGGUCAUAAAGACCUGGAGAGAUGUUUAUUACAACAUACCAUCCACUAACCUUGCCACACUCAUUACAACUGUGAUAUGUUUCAUCAUUCUUUAUAUCGUUAAAGUUCAAAUUAAUAUGCGAUUUAAGUCUAUACUGAAGAUGCCCAUUCCUAUAGAACUCAUCAUUGUAUCCAUAGCAACUGUAAUAGCUCACUUCGCAGAGUUCAAUCAGAGGUUCAGCAUCAACAUUUUAAAAUAUAUUCCAGCAGGGUUGCCAUCACCAGUAUUACCGAACCCUGUUUUAGCUACAGGGAAUAUAGCGGACGCUUUCAUUAUAGGAAUAGUGGCAUUCACCCAUUCGGUAUCUGGCGCCAGACUUCUGGCAAGGAAACAUAAUUAUGAAAUUGAUCCUAACCAGGAGUUAGUUUCAAGUGGAGCUGGGAGCGUUGUAUGUUCGAUUUUCUCUGGAUACAUCAAUGCAGGGUCAUUAUCAAGAACUAUGGUACUGGAUGGUACGAACGGUAAAUCCCAGAUUGCCUGUUUAGUGGGAUGUGUUAUUGUCAUAAUCAUGAUAUUAGCAAUUGGACCAUUGUUUUACUCAUUGCCAAAGUGUGUUUUGUCAGCAGUAAUAAUCAUAAACCUAAGGACAAUGUAUCUUCAGAUAUUAGAGGUACCAUCACUGUGGCGCACAUCAAAGUAUGAUUUUGUUAUAUGGAUGGUGACCUUUCUGACCUCAUCCAUUCUUGAUGUAGAUAUUGGCAUAGCUUCAAGUCUGAUAUUUUCUCUAUUAACAGUAUCAUAACGAACACAGAGUCCUUCGUCAUAUACACUAGGAUUUGUUGGGAAGACAAAUCAGUUAAAAUCAGUCGACCGAUAUGAUCCCGUAAGUAUCACUUCUAAUACAAUAAAUACACAGAGGACUGAUUAA
Molecule: messenger RNA, 1185 nt
Organism: Mytilus californianus (California mussel)
Lineage: Eukaryota; Metazoa; Mollusca; Bivalvia; Mytilida; Mytilidae
Product: chloride anion exchanger-like
Exons: 10
Biological process (GO): transmembrane transport
Cellular component (GO): membrane
Molecular function (GO): oxalate transmembrane transporter activity; bicarbonate transmembrane transporter activity; sulfate transmembrane transporter activity
Source: RefSeq, a predicted model, not a curated record